Molecule: messenger RNA, 1376 nt
Organism: Exophiala xenobiotica
Lineage: Eukaryota; Fungi; Ascomycota; Eurotiomycetes; Chaetothyriales; Herpotrichiellaceae
Exons: 1
Coding region: 163-1173 (336 amino acids)
Molecular function (GO): 3'-5'-RNA exonuclease activity
Source: RefSeq, a predicted model, not a curated record
GUCUGAACCAGCGGCCGUCAUGCUACAUGUCUGUACUGAGUUGAUUGUCUCUUUUAUCGUCGUUUGAGUCUCCUAUGCCCGAUUUGUUCAAAGUUCCAGAUAUAAAUUGCUUUGUCCGUUUAGCAAGACCUCAGCAUCAGCAAUCGUAAGAUACCACUCGAAAUGGGCGACACAUCUCUACCGGACGUCCCAACCACAGCCCUUGACCACUCCGAAUCUUCAUUCAACCUUCUUCCCCUUAGGAUCCUGACGCACAACAUCCGAUAUGCCAACGACCAUCCAGACGCCCACGAGUGCAAAUGGCCGGAGCGUUUCCCCCAUCUGUCCAGCCACUUCAAAUAUCACACCCGCACACACUCCUCCCCGCCAUCAACAAUAGUCUGCAUGCAAGAAGUCCUGCACCACCAACUCCAAGAUCUGAUGCGCAACACCUUCAACUCCUCGCACCCUGCUGACUGGACCUCCAUCGGCGUCGGGCGCGAUGAUGGCGCGACCAAGGGCGAAUACAGUCCCAUCCUCUUCCGUCAGUCUGCAUGGCAGUGCACGCACUCUGAAACCGUCUGGCUCAACGAGACUGGCGAAGUCGGCAAGAAGGGCUGGGACGCAUCGAGUGUUCGCAUUCUCACCUGCGCCGUCCUGAAAUCCAGGCUUUCCUCUUCACCGACGGAUCCACAUGACGGAGCGGGCAGCAAGACGAUACUCGCGUUGAACACGCACCUGGACGAUCAAGGUGAGGUGUCCCGUCGUGAAUCGGCAAGAUUGAUCAUUGCAAAGGCCAUCAGACUCCAAGACCUGUACCACCCGGACUUUACGUUUCUUGCAGGCGAUUUGAAUAGUCGGCCCAGUGGAGAUGCAUAUCGUCUCCUCAACACUGCUCGUUCUGGUUUCGUGGACACGCGACGGCUGAUCCCUGACGACGGCAACAUAGACGGCAUGAUCUAUGCAUAUGGGAACGAGAAGACAUUUACCGGAUUCGAAGGCGACCCGGCCGCGGAAGGGAAGCAUAGGAUCGACUUUGUCCAUUUGGGUAUCUCGAAAGACGCCGACGAAGAAUCGUCGGAGCUGGAGAAGGCGAAGAAGAUGGUUCAAGCGUACGGUGUUCUUCCCAACAGAUUCGAUGACAAGGUCUGGAUGAGCGAUCAUCGCGCUGUAGUUGUAGAUCUUCUCAUCUGAUCUGGAAGUCAAGUUUGUUUCGGCGUCUACGAACCUGUUAGCAUUGGCAGCGGAAGAUAAUCUAGUUUUGGAAGCAUCCAAGGAACGUUGCGAUCGUAGGCAUUGUUUGCAAUAGGCAGAUCUGCAUGUCAGAGUAGGUCCCCAGCCGUUCAGCCGCGCCUAGCGACCUGAGACCUACGCUGCGCCAGAUGCACAGUAUCAAC